ACAUAACCAAACUUCAACUGUUUGACAAUUUCGAGAGUCACAUCUCUUCAUUCAAUUGAUGAGCUUUAUCUUCGAUCUUGUCCAGAAGUCAUCGUCCCUCCAAUUAAUUCUCUCUUGUCUACUUUUCUAACAAUUUCACAUCACUUCUUUGCUAUAUGUAAUUAAUGCAAUCACCUCGCUUUCUUCUGUCCAAGAGGCCUAACAUGGAGGCCGAAUUUGAUAUUCCGUCCCACUUUCUCUGCCCCAUUUCUCUUGAAGUCAUGAGAGAUCCCGUCACAGUCUCUACGGGGAUUACCUACGAUCGGGAAAGCAUCCAGAAAUGGUUAUUUUCCGGCAAGAACAAGGCUUGCCCCGUAACGAAGCAGCCAUUAUUGUUGGACGCAGAUCUCACUCCCAACCACACUCUUCGCCGUAUAAUCCAAGCUUGGUGCACCCUCAACGCCUCUCAUGGGGUCGAGCGGAUACCAACACCGACAUCGCAGCUUGACAAGACCCAGAUCGUUAAGCUUAUUAACCAAGCGAGGAAGCUCCCCCACACGCAGCUCGAAUGCCUCAAAAGGCUCAGAUCCAUGGCCGCAAUCCACGGUGAAAAACACAGGAACUCUUUGGAGGCAGCAGGAGCCGUAGAAUACGUUGCUUCUUUGAUAAGCAACACCGACCAAUCGACAAUGGAAGUGGCAGUUGAAGUCUUGUUCUAUCUCAGAAGCUUGGAAUCUCGUCUCAAACAACUAAUGAGCAAAGAUGGGGAGAAGAUCAUAGAUUCAUUGGUACAAGUAUUAAAACGAGGUGAUUACCAAUCUCGAGCUCAUGCAACUAUUUUAUUGAGGUCUGUUUUCGAAUUGGCAGAUCCAAACCGGAUGAUGAGCCCCACAGUUGAGUUAUUUAUCGAGACGAUGAAUGUGGUACGAGAUCAGGUCUCCCACCAAGCAUCUAAAGCUGCUUUGAAGCUUCUUGUGGAGCUUUGUCCAUGGGGAAGGAACCGAAUCAAGGCCGUGGAAGGGGGCGCAGUUUCUGUCCUCAUAGAGGCUCUUCUCGAAGCUCAAGAGAAGAGGGCAUGUGAGCUGAUACUGAUCUCAUUGGACCAGCUCUGUGGAUGCACAGAAGGGCGAGCUGAGUUAUUGAGGCACGCGGCGGGGCUGGCCAUCGUGUCCAAGAAGAUAUUUAGGAUUUCGCACAUGGCAACCGACAGGGCGGUGAGGAUAUUGUUUUCCAUUUCUAGGUUCUCUGCAACUUCUGCAGUAGUUAUGGAAAUGUUGCAUGUUGGUGCGGUGGCCAAGUUGUGUUUAGUGCUUCAAGUCGAUUGCAAGUUUAAGACCAAAGAGAAAGCUAGGGAGAUUCUAAAAUUGCACUCUAGGGUUUGGAAGAAUUCUUCAUGUGUUCCUGCUCAUUUGUUGUCCUUCUAUCUGCAUCGUCAUGACGAUCAAAUCAUAGCUAUUGUUUCUGUAUAUAAUUAAUUUGGUCUUGGAGCUAAGCAGCUCAUUUUUGGUGGUGACACACCGAUGUGUUUCAAUUAAAUGGAAGAGUUCAAGAUUAGAAAAUAAUUUUUCUCAAACGAUGUUUAAUGUAUCCGUAGAAGCUUGUAAUCUCUUUAUUUCUCGGAACAAUGAAAGGUUAUGAAUAAUACAAAAUUCUUCCAUGCA
Molecule: messenger RNA, 1640 nt
Organism: Fragaria vesca subsp. vesca
Lineage: Eukaryota; Viridiplantae; Streptophyta; Magnoliopsida; Rosales; Rosaceae
Product: E3 ubiquitin-protein ligase PUB23-like
Exons: 1
Coding region: 165-1454 (429 amino acids)
Biological process (GO): protein ubiquitination
Molecular function (GO): ubiquitin protein ligase activity
Source: RefSeq, a predicted model, not a curated record